Molecule: messenger RNA, 2302 nt
Organism: Achroia grisella
Lineage: Eukaryota; Metazoa; Arthropoda; Insecta; Lepidoptera; Pyralidae
Product: oxamate amidohydrolase proenzyme-like
Exons: 2
Coding region: 99-1703 (534 amino acids)
Source: RefSeq, a predicted model, not a curated record
GUACUUCUCAACUAUCUGACAUCAUAUUGUUUUAUUACAAUAAAUACAAGUAAAUUCUACAAUUUUCGAUUUUUAUUAUAAUAGAAACUACAACCAAAAUGUUUGAUAGCAAUCUAUUAGACUACAGCACUAUAGUAACGCAAGGUAUGGUGGUAGCUCCCCAUCACCUAGCAGCUCAAACCGCACUUGCUAUAUUAAGAGAAGGUGGAACUGCUGUAGAAGCGAUAGUUGCAGCUGCUGCAACGAUAGCCGUUGUUUAUCCUCAUAUGAACAGCAUUGGCGGUGAUUCCUUAUUUCUUAUUGUUCCUCCUUCCGGAGAACCUGUAGUAAUAGAAGGCAUUGGCGCAGCUGGAAGCUUGGCUACUGAAAAAUUUUAUGAAGGAUAUAAAGAAAUACCACGGAGAGGUCCAAAGGCAGCAUUAACCGUAGCAGGAACUGUUGGUGGAUGGCAAGAAGCAUUGGAUUACAUUUCUGAAAAUGGAUAUCAACCGAUGUCUACAACAAGAUUACUAGCUGACGCUAUUAAAUAUGCAGAAGAAGGAUUUCCAGUGUCAUCUUCUCAUAUAUUUACAUUAUCGGAAUUCAUCGAAUCAAAUAACGCCAGUGAAGAAUUCAGUAAAGUCUUUCUUCCUAAUGGAGAGGUACCAAAUGUGGGUGAAAUAUUGUAUCAAAAAAAUCUUGCAUCUACUUUGAGAAAUUUGGCUGAUAAUGGCUUAAAUAGUUUCUACCAGGGCAAUUUAGCGGAGGCUAUAUCAGAGGAAAUAGAAUAUUUAGGAAUGCCUAUUACAAGAGAAGAUCUUGCGAAGUAUUCUGCUAUUAGAAAAACACCUCUACAGUUAUCACAUAAAAAUGGACUUUUAUUUAAUACACCUCCACCAACAGUAGGUUUGUCGUCCUUGAGUAUAUUAGGACUCUUAGAUAAACUGAAUAUCGAUGGUCAACAUGAAGGAAAAUUUAUUCAUGCAGCAGUUGAAAGUACAAAACAGGCAUUUGAAUUAAGAGAUGAAUAUAUUACAGAUCCACUUUACAUGAACGUCACGCCAGAAUCGUUACUAACCCCUGAAGCUAUAUCUAAAAUGGCAGAAAACGUGAGUCUUGAUAAAGCAUCAAAUAUAAAUAACGCAAAAGGUCCAGGGGAUACAAUUUGGAUGGGGGCAAUGGAUAAUAAAGGAUUCUCUGUCUCAUUUAUUCAGAGUGUUUACUAUGAUUUUGGUAGCAGCGUCCUUCUACCAAAAACUGGAAUUUUAUGGCAUAACAGAGGCGUUUCGUUUAGUCUAGAAAAGGAUAACCUAUUAUAUUUGAGUCCAGGUAAGAAACCUCUACAUACUUUAAAUCCUGCUGCCGCAAGAUUGAAUGAUGGAAGAGUAGUAGUUUAUGGAACACGCGGAGGUGAUGGUCAACCUCAAACUCAGGCAGCCGUGUUUCAUAGAUACGUUGUUCAAGGUCUGAAUUUACAAAAAUCUGUGUCUACUCCAAGGUGGCUUUAUGGAGAUACUCUUGACAAACAUAUAAAUACAUUGAAGUUAGAGGACAGAUUUGAUGAAGAAACUGUGAACUAUUUAAAAGAAAUGGGUCAUGAUAUUGAAAUAAUGCCUCCUUUUAGUGAAAAAUUUGGUCAUGCUGGAGCUCUUGUCAGACAUCCUGAUGGAAGGUUAGAAGGAGCUUUUGAUCCUCGUGGUAAUGGAAUUGCUGCUGGAUUUUAAACUGAUCGAAAAUAUUAGAUAUUAACAAUAUAAAAUGAGUCUAAAAUAAAAAAAAAUAAAACGAAUAAAGUAAACAUUAUACAUAUGUAAAAUAAUAGAAGAAUUUGUUAUGAAAAUUAUAACUUAGAGGACAUAUUACGCUUAAUUGUAGUCAUUGUUAUAAUAUCAUUGAGAGUAACGAUGUAGAAGAAUACGAGUAUUUAUUAUUAUUUAUGUUUAACAUGAUAAAUAAAUAAUUAUAAUAUUAUUUUAAAUACUACUUAUGUUGCAAUAUAUACUCGAAUAAUAGUUUCAAAGAAACAAAUAAAAUACUUUAAUGUCUAACAAUUUUUUAUUGAUAUUAUAAUGGUAGUUGAAUAUCAUAACAAUAUUAGACAGGUCUCAUUUAGCAAAAAUGGUGAAUAUUCACUGAAGAUAUUUAUUACCACUGUCACUGACAAGACAUAUUGAAAAGAUAUUUUUCCUAUAAUUCCAAAGAAAUCUUUACUGCCUUCAACAGAACAUUGAAAAGAAUUAUUUUCAAUUGAAUUUAUUAUUAAAGCUUUAUUUGUAAACUAGCUGUGCCUGCGACUUAGUUUGCGUCUGUCUAUUUUAAAUUU